CACACGCGCAGCUCACACGCUCGCACACACCUUCUUUCCUUCACUCCCCUAAAAACCCUCACUUUCAACAUGGAUCAGAUGGAUGUCUCCCUCGCCGGCCGCAUCAACGUCAGAGGCGACGGUAACGUCGUCGAGGACCGAUUCUCGCUCACCGCCUCCGCGGACUUUGCGAAGGGUGGCCGCAUCACCCUCAACGCGAACCCCGGCUUCCGCCCGAGCGCCGCGCUCAAGGACGGCAAGACCAACCUGACGGACGCGUCCCAGCUCUCCGGCAUCGGCAACCUCGACGACAUCGACGUCUCGAUCUCCAAGUCCGCGGACAUCCUCGGCCAGGCCUGCGACCUCACGCUCUCCACCGAGUCCCUCGGCAACGGCGGCAUCGCCGGCCUCCAGGUCAAGACGAACGUCGACAAGGUUGGAGACGUCACGCUCACGCUCGCGAAGAAGGGCCACAAGGCGUUCUCCGGCAAGAGCAAGGACGGCGAGGCGCAGGCGUCUGAGAACGACGCGUGCCGCAUCGACGUCGCGCUCCCGCUCAGCGACGUGAACGCGGACCUCACCGGCUCCGUGAACUACGACCUGAACACCCAGGACGCGAACCUCUCGCUCGGGUACAAGAACGGGGACGUCGCGCUCCGCCUCCGCACGUCCAUGGGAUCCGACAAGUCGCUCUCGCACAAGGUCAACGCGGAUUACAGCGGCAUCGAAGGCAUCGGCCUCGGCCUCGAAGUCAACGACGCCGGCGCGGGCAAGGUGACGGUCACGAAGGACAAGUAUUCCCUCGUCGUGCCGGUGUCCAAGGAUGGUGGUGUCGACACGAACAACGCGUCCCUCCGCAUGACGUGGUCCAUGGACAUGUAAGCCAUCUCUUCGAUCGCUUUCGCCGUCGCGUCGCGCGACUUGCCACCUGACUAAUAACGAUGUAAAAAGAACCAGCCGGUUGUACCACCUGUUAUUAUACUAUUAUGUGCUUGAGUACGAGUAUUACGGUCGAGUACGACUGCGUUUUCAAUAAGACAUUUCUUUUUCAAUACACCUACGUAUCAAUCGC
This is a messenger RNA of Micromonas pusilla CCMP1545, 1051 nucleotides long. RefSeq lists its product as uncharacterized. Bases 70 to 861 code for a protein of 263 amino acids. The transcript is spliced from 4 exons. Lineage: Eukaryota; Viridiplantae; Chlorophyta; Mamiellophyceae; Mamiellales; Mamiellaceae. The record is from RefSeq and is a predicted model, not a curated record.